This is a messenger RNA of Drosophila grimshawi, 1175 nucleotides long. RefSeq lists its product as uncharacterized. NCBI's taxonomy places the organism in Eukaryota, Metazoa, Arthropoda, Insecta, Diptera, Drosophilidae. The coding region runs from base 51 to 1175 and encodes 374 amino acids. The record is from RefSeq and is a predicted model, not a curated record. The transcript has 2 exons.
GACAGUUUGAGCACCAUUUUAAGCAACCAAAACAAAAUCCAAAAUUAAGAAUGAAUAAUGCUGGCAAUAAAGACUCAAUCCAAGAGGCGCAAGGGAAGCAGGUGAAUCCAAAUGAUGUGCUCCUGCUGCCCGAUGCUGAGCUGGGCGAAACGGAAACAGAUGCACCGGAUGCACUGCAGCCAAGGCAGGUGAGCUUUGAUCCGACACUGGAGCGACAGAGGCUGAGCGAGGCACAGACGCUGGUCAAGGACAUGAUUGAGACAAUGCUGCCACAGAGUGAAUCCGAACCACAACACGAUGCUGAGGUAACCAUAACAGAACAACCGAUGUCAACCGCCCAGCUGUGCCACAAUGAUGAACGCUUGCAGCGCAUCCUGCGGUUGCUCGAUCGCUACACACGCAAUCUGGAGGCGAUCGAGGAGCAUGUGCGGAGCCGAGAGACCGGCGCGAGAACAGCUGCCCAACAGUUGGAUGACGGCACAGAGCUGCAGUUGACGCAACACUGCGAGUUGGCAACCCAAACGCUGCCCCUGAAUAGUCUGCGACUGGAUGUGACCAGCACAAUCAGACCGAAGAGCAGCGACGCAGCCAGCUGCCGACAACAGCAGCAGCAACAACACCAGCAGCCACAGCAGCAACAGCAACAACAGCAACAGCUGCCGCCGUGUGAGCGUCGUUAUCACACAAUCACAAUCAGCACAAAUAGCUCGGCGGCAUUUGCGGCACGUCCACAGCCCGUUUCGGUGCUUGGGAGGAUGUGGCGAGCACUAUACGAUUUUGCGGCGGCCUGCUGCCUGUGCCUGCAGGUGAACAAGGAUUGCCUAUUUUGUUUGGGCUUCUUUCUGGCGUUUGUGAUUAGCGCCAGUUUCCUAACGGCCUUCUUCUAUCGCACCAUCAAUCUGACCCAGCCGGCGAUACGCGUGCCUGUCGAAGCCAUGGAAACACAUGCCGCAUUGGGCACCCCGUCCACCGGCAAUAUGGUCACAGUGCGCUUCAAUGGUGGCUACUACUACAUCUACAAUCAUCAGCGGCAGCAUUUUGAUAUUCCAAUUUCUGUAUUUUUAAUCUUCAUCACUCAAGAUAGACAUACCGCCUCAGGAGGACUGCUCGAUCAAAUCGAGAAUCGAGGGCGCGUUGGGUUUAAUAAACUCAUUUUACUAGGAUGGACAUUAUAG